Molecule: messenger RNA, 2604 nt
Organism: Rhizoctonia solani
Lineage: Eukaryota; Fungi; Basidiomycota; Agaricomycetes; Cantharellales; Ceratobasidiaceae
Product: Retrotransposable element Tf2 protein
Exons: 2
Coding region: 1-2604 (867 amino acids)
Molecular function (GO): zinc ion binding; nucleic acid binding
Source: RefSeq, a predicted model, not a curated record
AUGGCAACCCGUUCCCGGCCAGCCUCUCGAACCCGCUCCCCAAUCGAUCAAGGGGAGCUGGGACCCCAACUUUCGGCAACCCCCUAUGUCGAAAUUGGGGAAGUCUCCCUUGAGCGAAUCACAAGCCUCCUCCUUGGCCUCCUCGGCCAAGUUGAGCACCUCAAGCGGAAAGUGGAAGAAGUCCGAGAAGCAGGGGUUGAGGCCCGGACCAACCUUGAGAACAUAUCUCAAGCCGUCGAUACUGUCAAGGAUGGGCUUAGAAGCCUCCAACUCCAUGGACCCCGGACCCCGGAAGACACAAAACCCCCGGUCGUGGAAGCAACGCCACGCCCCCUAUCAAAAGUCGACCCUAUUGGAUCGACUAGUCGGGUCUCAUUCUGGCCCGAAUCAUCCAAGGGGCUCCCCACCUUUGCCCAGCCCACUCCUGUCCGAGCAGUGCCCCCGCGAGUCCCAUCUCCCCCUCCAUCUCCGCGUCUCCGAUCCCCCAUCGGAGCACCUGCCCCUCCACCUCCGGCUCCAGUCGCUGCCUAUCCCGCUCCGGUCAAGGUUGACCACCCCGACGCCUACACAGGCAAAAUAGGGAGCAAAGCAAAGCAGUGGCUGACCCGGAUGUUAGCCUGGACCCGCCUCAAUUCCCGCAUGUUCCCCACGGACCAAGAGGUCUUAUCAUUCCUUCUCAUGAACAUGAAGGACUCUGCGGGAGCAUGGGCCCAUCCACACCUUGACCAGCUUGGAUCACACCGAGCCAUUAUCCAAACGGUCGAAGGAUUCAAACUGGAGUUCCUGGCAGCGUUUGGUGACCCUGAUGCCACAAGGGCCGCCGAGCGGAAAAUAACCUCCCUUACACAAUCCGGCACAUGCGCGGAUUACAUUACAAAGUUCAGAACCUUGGCCAUGGAACUGGACUGGAACGACGCAGCCCUCCGAGGCCAGUUUGCCCGCGGCCUCCACUGGGAGGUCAGUCGCCAAAUUGCCACCCGCGAGCACCGACCCCGCACCCUUCUCGAGCUGCAGAAUGCAGCACUCGUCAUCGACAACGCUCUCCGCGAAGAGCGUGCUAGCCACCCACCGAGGGAUAAUAAGCCUAGCAAACCAUCUAACCCCGCAAGGGGGACGAGUACCGGCCCGUCUACUACCGGUUCGAAGAAACUCUCCGACGACCCGAAUUUUGUGUCGGAAGAAGAACGCAAUUGCCGCCGCGCCGCAGGCGCCUGUAUCAAGUGCGGCAAAAUGGGUCACAAGUUCGCGGAAUGCCGCACGGGCUGGAAAGCCACCCCUAUUGAGGAUAAGGGGAAGGCUAAGGAAACCGCCAAGAUUGGCGAAGACUCUGAGUACCAAUCGGGAAAAGAAAUUUCCCCCCUGUUCACAAUUUCGAUUAAACCAGAGAAAAAAGCGGAACACUUAGAAGUCCUGAUAGACUCAGGCGCCACAUUGUCAUUCCUUCACCCCCGUACCGCCGAGGCACUACGCCUACCCCUUAUAGACCUCCCAGCACCCCGCACCGUUACCAUGCUCGAUGGGUCAAGCCCCCAGGCAGGCAAGAUCUGGAAGAAGGCAGUCCUAACCUUCUCCUUUGAUGGCAAGAAAAUGACAGAGACCUUCCUAAUAUGUAACACCGGGUCUCAUGCUGCUAUCCUAGGAUUGAAAUGGUUGGAUGCCCACAAUCCAGAGAUUGAUUGGAAUAUGCGCACCCUUACCUUCCCUCAUGCAACCCCCGAACAUGUGGCCAUCGCCGAAGAAGAGGAAGCAGAUAAAAACCCCCUUGAAGGAGUACCCUCCGAAUACCAUCAAUACGCCAAGGUAUUUGGGGAAGAAGAAUUCAACAAGCUCCCUCCACACCGGCAUUACGACAUUGGGAUAGAACUCACGGAAGAAGGCCCCCUCAACUCCCCCCUUUACAGUAUGACAGACGCCGAGUCCGCCACACUCAAGGACUGGCUCAGGGAUGAGUUGAAAGCUGGGAAGAUCCGCCCUAGCAAGUCUUCCAUCAGUUCCCCCGUCAUGUUUGUCCCUAAGAAAGAUGGUUCCCGCCGCCUGGUUGUCGACUACCGCCGCCUUAACAACCGGACCAAGAAAAACGUUUAUCCACUACCCCGUCCAGAUGACCUCAUGGCCCAGCUCCGUGGUGCCAAGGUUUUCACUAAGUUAGAUUUGAGAUGGGGUUACAACAACGUCCGAGUUAAGGAAGGGGAUGAAUGGAAAACUGCAUUCCGCACCAAGUAUGGCCUAUACGAAUCCCUAGUUAUGACCUUUGGUCUCACCAACGCCCCCGCCGCAUUCCAACACUUCAUGAACGAGCUGUUCAAAGAUCUAUUGGACGUAUGCGUCAUCAUAUACCUCGAUGACAUCCUGAUCUAUUCUAAGGAUGACGCUGCCCACACACAACACGUUCACGAGGUCCUGAAGCGGCUAAUGGAGAACCAACUGUUCUGCAAGGCGUCCAAAUGCACCUUCCACGUCACCUCCGUGGAAUACUUGGGAAUCAUUGUCUCGGAUAAGGGUUUUAGCCUGGAUAAGCUCAAGAUCCAGGCGGUACAAGAAUGGCCAACACCCACUAAGGUCAAGGAAGUUCAAUCGUUCCUGGGAUUUGCCAAUUUCCUUUGA